Aricia agestis (brown argus) is the source of this 1827-nucleotide messenger RNA. RefSeq lists its product as uncharacterized. The record is from RefSeq and is a predicted model, not a curated record. NCBI's taxonomy places the organism in Eukaryota, Metazoa, Arthropoda, Insecta, Lepidoptera, Lycaenidae. The transcript has 6 exons. The coding region runs from base 174 to 1232 and encodes 352 amino acids.
AUUACCUUUUCACCUUUUAAAGGGCCAUAAAACUUCGAGACGACGUACCUAUUGCAAGAUUACAUUAAACGUUGCCAUAGAAACUAUUACUAUGUUGUGGAAGUUUGUAACUGAAUCAUCUCAAGAAAAACUAAUUUUAUACUCUUUUAUAAAUAAAAAUACAUCAAUUACACAUGGACUCUGUAAGCCUUUUGGAACGUGAAAAUGAAUUCAAGAAGCUCAACAAGCAACUGGAAAAGAAAACAGAAAUAUUAAUGAAAGAAAUUGAGAAUGCUAUGGCCAAGAAAGACAUAUUCUCUGAUUUUUCUUGCAAUUUAAAACUGAGUCCGAGAUUCAGCAAUCCUACAAAGCAUAAAUGCGAUUCUUCCUCCACUACAUCCAAAGGGUCUAGUGAGACUUCUAAAACACUAACUCCUAAACAGACAGUCAAAAAGCCAAGAGGACUAAAAAAGCCCAACGGAAACAUAGACAAAAGUGAUGGGCUACAGACAGUUUGUUUGAGUGAGAAGCAGUGCCAUUGCUGCUCCUUGUCCCCCAACAGAGACCUGGAGUUUUUGUAUGCUUUUGUUUCUAUUAGUGUGAAGGAUGACAUCCUCCCGCAGUCAUUUACAAAAGAGAAAAUAAAUGUGGAGAGUGUCUGCAAGUGUCUGGCAAGUAAAGUGAAACUGUUACAAGAGCAAAUAGACAAGCUGAAGGAAAAUAUUAAUAUAAAGAGCCGGCAGUGCUCGGCGCAAAUGCGUCAGCUGGCGGAGCUGGAGGGCGGGCGGCUGGAGCUGCAGGGCGCCGCCCACGCCGCCCGCGCCGACGCCGUCGCCGCCCGCGCCAAGUGCCAGCUGCUGCAGAACAAACUCGAUGAGAGAGACAAGCAGCUGCGGGACAGCCGUGCCGCCUGCGAAAGUCUGUCUGUGGAGGUGAAGCGGGCUCGGGCGCGGUGCGGUGGGCUGGAGGCGCGCGCCGCCCAGCACGAGGACCAAGUAGCCGCGCUCCGACAACAGCUGCAGGCUGCUGCCGCCGCGGAGAAGGAGUACCGCGAUACAUCCCGAGCGUCGGAGACGGCGGCGCGGGCGGCGGCGGCGCAGCAGCAGCAGCGCCUGCGCCACCUGCAGACCACGGUGGAGCGGCAGGCGCGCCUCGUCGCCAACCUACGCCGGCAGCUCGCGCUCACCGCCGCCAGCUCAGCCCUGGGUAGCCUGGAGAAGGACUACAACGAGUUCCUCACGCAGGACUUCUAGACUUCUAGUAUAAGUUAAUGAAUGUGGUUGGUGGUUAUUGUCAGAUGUAUGUUAGCUGUCUGUACACGCUCGCCAGGUUACUAGGCGAUGCUUAGUUGCCGCAACUUUAUUGCGCCUAAAUAAAAUGUCCUAUCCUGAGUGUCGGGACCCAAAAGAUUUGGCAUCUCCAUGCCAAAUUUUACAGACUUAAGGGUCCCACACAUUGACAGUCCGCCUGCAGGCUCUGGUUGGCAGGCUGCCUGACAGUCAUUGACCGUCGAUACAAAAUCGUCAGGGGAACUGUGAGUCUGUGCUCUUUUCUUAUUAACUGCCAGGCGGCGGGCGGCGGCCUGCCGGCGAACUGUUAAUGUACUGCGUUUUGCAUUCUACUAUCAAGUAUGUUCCUUUAAUGAGUACAUACUUGAGAGUAGAAUGCAAAAGUCUACAUUUAAGCGUUGAACCGAUUUGGAUGAAACUUGGUAGGAAGAUAUAAAUUGGAGUUCCAGGACAUAGGAUAGUUUUUGUUACCCCAAAAUGUACGGUUAUUGCAUGAUAAAGGAUUUCCUGCGCUAACUUUUUUGUCUAGGACAUAGUACUGACUGAUUAGCAUAGAAUC